This is a messenger RNA of Diatraea saccharalis (sugarcane borer), 1757 nucleotides long. NCBI's taxonomy places the organism in Eukaryota, Metazoa, Arthropoda, Insecta, Lepidoptera, Crambidae. The record is from the annotation of a GenBank genome assembly.
GUCAUUGUGUCGUAGUCAAGGUGUCUGGAAAUAUUUUAAUCUAUCCUCAAGUAAAAAUAUUAAAUCGAAUGAUCUGUAAUGUAUAGCUAAAAAUGUUACAAAGGCUACAUUAUAAUUACAUUUUGAAUUAAAUGUAUAUAACGCAACAGAUUCGAUUAAAAUUUUAACUGCUCUGUAAAUCUUUCAAGAUGGUUUUAGCAGAUUUAGGUCGUAAAAUUACCACCGCAUUACAAUCGCUCAGUAGGGCUACAAUCAUUAAUGAAGAUGUCUUGAAUUCCAUGCUUAAGCAGAUUUGCGCUGCUCUUUUAGAAGCUGAUGUUAAUAUCCGCCUAGUAAAAAAUCUUAGAGAAAAUGUGCGCGCAGUUAUUGACUUUGAUGAAAUGGCUGGUGGUCUCAACAAGCGGAGAAUGAUACAGUCUGCUGUUUUCAAAGAGUUGGUAAAAUUGGUGGACCCUGGUGUAAAACCCUAUCAACCAAUUAAAGGAAAACCAAAUGUCAUAAUGUUUGUGGGUUUACAAGGUUCUGGUAAAACUACAACUUGCACAAAACUGGCUUAUCAUUAUCUCAGAAAAAACUGGAAAUCAUGUUUAGUUUGUGCAGAUACUUUCAGAGCAGGUGCUUACGAUCAGGUUAAACAGAAUUGUACAAAAGCUAGAAUACCAUUUUACGGAAGUUAUACAGAAGUAGAUCCUGUAGUGAUCGCUACGACUGGUGUAGAAAUGUUCAAAAAGGAAGGUUUUGAAAUGAUAAUUGUUGAUACUAGUGGCAGACAUAAACAAGAAGAAUCACUUUUUGAAGAAAUGUUGGCUGUUGCUAAUGCUAUUUCACCUGAUAAUAUUAUUUUCGUCAUGGAUGCUACAAUAGGUCAAGCUUGUGAGGCACAAGCUAGAGCUUUCAAAGAAAAGGUUGAUAUUGGAUCAGUUAUCAUUACAAAAUUGGAUGGGCAUGCCAAAGGUGGAGGUGCUCUGUCCGCUGUAGCAGCAACUCAGAGUCCUAUCAUUUUUAUUGGUACUGGAGAACACAUUGAUGAUUUGGAACCAUUCAAGACAAAACCAUUUAUUAACAAAUUACUGGGUAUGGGUGAUAUAGAAGGUCUGUUAGACAAAGUCAAUGAACUUAAAUUGGAUGACAAUGAUGAAUUGUUGGAGAAAUUGAAACAUGGUCAGUUCACAUUAAGAGCAAUGUAUGAGCAGUUUCAGAAUAUAAUGAAAAUGGGGCCGUUUUCCCAGAUAAUGGGGAUGAUACCCGGAUUUUCACAAGACUUAAUGUCGAAGGGUAGUGAACAAGAGUCAAUGGCCAGACUGAAACACCUGAUGACAAUUAUGGAUUCCAUGAAUGAAGGGGAAUUGGAUCAUAGAGAUGGGGCAAAACUUUUCACUAAACAACCAACACGCGUCACCAGGGUUGCGCAAGGUGCAGGUGUUACAGAAAGGGAUGUUAAAGAUUUGAUUACCCAAUAUACUAAAUUUGCAGCAGUAGUCAAAAAGAUGGGCGGUAUCAAAGGUCUGUUCAAAGGUGGCGAUAUGGCUAAAAAUGUUAAUCAAACACAGAUGGCUAAGCUAAAUCAGCAAAUGGCUAAAAUGAUGGAUCCUCGCAUACUCCAACAGAUGGGUGGGAUGUCAGGACUUCAUAAUAUGAUGAGACAACUGCAACAAGGAUCUAGUGGCAUGAAUAGCCUCAUGGGUGGGAAAUGACAAUAAAGAUUCAACGUGUAAUACAUGUAAUUAAACUACUAUAAUCAAUAAAUAUAUAAAUUU